CGUUGGAUUGAUUGUUUUUCAGAAACUUAUUGUCUCCUUUUUUAAAAUAUACACAAAGGACUACGUCUUCAUGAUGAGCACGCCGCAGACCAUGGAAACAGAGGAGGACCUCCUCACUUGUCUCCAUAUUAAGCUUUAUCACCCACAUCAGGGUUCCAGGAGUCUUUAUAAUUUACUCCCUCUGGGAACCAGGAGACGGCACUCGGCUGAUGAUCCUCUCAGGGUGGGCCGUGACCCUGGCUCCUGCACCUACUCUCUGGCUGACCCUACGGUGUCCCGUAAACAGCUGUGUAUCUUUGCUUACCGUUCACCUCAGAACCCAGACCUGCUGUUCACCAUCCAGAACCUGAGCCAGAGAGGGCGUCUGUCGGUGAACAGCUCAGCGCUGGGUUACCUGGAGAGGAUGGACCUACCAGACAAGGCUCUGAUCCGGUUUGGGGAGUAUGAGAUGCUCAUUGUCCGUGAGUCUGGGGAGGCCAGGGCCAGCUUUGAAGUGGCGUUUGARAUCUUGGUAGUGCCUCCAUCUAGAGAGACCUGCGCCUKUGWACCUGGWGAUCUGACACCUGUGAUGGACACAGGCCUGACAGGCGGUAUCACAGCUGCGUUUAGAGAGCUUGGACCACAAGAGAUUGAUGAGACUCUCAUCUGUUACUGAUAAACAAGAAUCAUGUAUUAUAUUGCUAGACUUACUAGGCAUGAACUCUUUUUACAAUUUAAACAGYUUGAUGUAUUUAUCUUUGUGAUGAUCAUGUAAACUAAAACUGCCCUAGAAUGAUUGUGUUUUAAAACAUGACAUAUUUACUUGUAUAUUUCACUUAAGAAAAUAAAUAGUUUGUGCAACAUCU
Messenger RNA from Austrofundulus limnaeus, 845 nucleotides. RefSeq names its product TRAF-interacting protein with FHA domain-containing protein A. Gene Ontology annotation, biological process: positive regulation of canonical NF-kappaB signal transduction. The record is from RefSeq and is a predicted model, not a curated record. NCBI's taxonomy places the organism in Eukaryota, Metazoa, Chordata, Actinopteri, Cyprinodontiformes, Rivulidae. Gene Ontology annotation, molecular function: protein binding.